AUGAUCGAAGGGCUCCCUAAAUCUUCUGAAGAGAUGGAGGGUAUUGAGUUUUACAGGCGGGUAAUGCUGGCCGAGUAUCAGGCUCGCCGGGACAAGAGGAUGAAAGAAGAAGAGCUUCAAACCCGAGUCUCCCACAGGCCCAACGACCACAUGCCCCGAGUCUGGCUCCACGGCCACGUCGUCUCCAUGAACGUCGGCCAAGUCAACAUCUUCAUCGGCACCGGCAACGCCCUCAAGGGCGAGUCUCCCGAUGUCAUCCGCACCAAGGUCACCUCCACCGUCCGUGUCGCCCACUACGGAGAGAUGGAGGCCUUCGAGAAGGCCCUUCUUUUGCAAGAGUACAUGGAGACUCAGAUGUCGAAGCUCACCUACGAGCUUCGAAAGGAAGCUCACGCCCAAGGCCUCAUCAUCUUCCCCUCACAGAUGGUGUCAUACCUCCGAGACGCUGCCACUCUCAUAUACCGCGAGCUCGAAGAUUACGGUCUGACCUAUGGCUUCAAUCUCGUCAUCUCCAGCAAAAAGUCUCAGUUUGACCGAGCUGUGAAGCAGGGUGGCUGCCAAGCUCGAGCAGACAUGGAAGGGAUUGACACGUUUGAUGUUUACUAUGUCUAUCGACGUCUGAUCAGCGACAAGGAGGUGCAUGUGGGCUUGGCCGUCAAUGCUGUCCUUCUUGACAGCCCUUGUUCGCCCAAGAGAAGGUUCCCCACCGCUCUCAAGCGAGGCCUUGCGGCAGUCUGCGCCCGCCGUCGCUUGGCUGUUCGUCCUGUGGCGUCUAGAAGGAAGAAGCAGGUGAUAUGA
Messenger RNA from Cryptococcus wingfieldii CBS 7118, 798 nucleotides. RefSeq lists its product as hypothetical. The record is from RefSeq and is a predicted model, not a curated record. The transcript is spliced from 2 exons. Bases 1 to 798 code for a protein of 265 amino acids. Lineage: Eukaryota; Fungi; Basidiomycota; Tremellomycetes; Tremellales; Cryptococcaceae.